Momordica charantia (bitter melon) is the source of this 1468-nucleotide messenger RNA. RefSeq names its product RNA polymerase III RPC4. Gene Ontology annotation, molecular function: DNA binding. The record is from RefSeq and is a predicted model, not a curated record. Gene Ontology annotation, biological process: tRNA transcription by RNA polymerase III. NCBI's taxonomy places the organism in Eukaryota, Viridiplantae, Streptophyta, Magnoliopsida, Cucurbitales, Cucurbitaceae. Gene Ontology annotation, cellular component: RNA polymerase III complex.
UAAGCGGCCACCUCCAUCACGUAAAAUUGCAGUUGCGCUGCGUCUCAUUCACUAUCAGAACAGGCAAAACCUUCUGCCGCCAUUUUUUUUCUUCUCAAACUCUUCUUCUUUCUUCAUCGUUCCUAUCGCAGCAUCUCUGUGACUGUAUCACAUCAUGCUGUAAACGAGCAUUUUUCUCACUAUCGUCAAGUUCAUCGGCCGAUUCAAUAUAUCGCUCGCUACUGCUCUGCUAUUCGGGAUCGCUUUCAUUCAGGAUUGCGCUGCUAAGUCCUAUCUAGACGAAGGUUCAACAAUUGAUAGUCAUGGAGCAAGAUCCGCCCAAGAACAAUACAACUGCUCAACGGAAGAUGAAAUUUGCUCCAAAAGCACCUCCUCGUCGAAUGCCAAAACCUGAAGUCAAAGCAGAAAUAACAGAGGAAGCUGAUGCUGCUCAAGCCAAGGAUUUACUAAAGCGCUUCAAUGAAAGUACCAUGAGGGCAAAGCAGAAAGUUGGGAAGAAAGCCGCACCUACACAAGUUGCAUUUGGUUCUGGAGGUACAUCAGCAACCAUAAGAUCAUAUGGUAUUCCAAAAGCUGGAAAUAGACCCAGAAAUGAAGAUGGAACUCUUCCGUCUAGUAUAAGCAAGGAGUAUGUAGAACCAUGGGAUUAUUACAGUUAUUAUCCUGUAACUCUUCCUUUGAGGAGACCAUAUUCAGGAGAUCCAGAUUCUCUUAACGAGGAAGAAUUUGGAGAGGCUUCAGAAAACAGAACCUACGAUGAAAGUAUGACAACUCCAGCAAUGGAUCUUGGUCUAUUGGAGGAGAAUCCAGAAACAAAUGUCUUUUUUCUACAAAUACCACCUAUGGUGCCAGUGACAAAGCAAUCUUCUACCGUAGAAGGCAUGGUGGCAGCCAGCAGCUCAGAACAAAGUAAGGGUUCACGAACUCGUCAGAACUUCUGCUCUCUGAAUGAGUUACCUUCUGGCUCCAUGGGUAAAUUGCUUGUAUACAGGAGUGGUGCUGUCAAGUUGAAGCUAGGCGAUAUUGUAUAUGACGUUUCUUCUGGAAUGGAUUGUGGCUUUGCACAAGACGUUGCAGCUAUCAAUGUGGAAGGGAAGCAUUGCUGCAUUGUUGGGGAGCUUAGCAAGCGUGCCAUUUUAACUCCAGAUGUGGACUCGAUGUUAAAGGAUAUCGAGGAUUUAUGAUUAUUUUCUCACAAGACAGGAUUUUUUUCAUAGACAUCAAGGAAGGAAAAUUGGCGGGAAUGAUAUUUUUUAUUACAACCAUGAGAGGAUAUAACAAUAAAAGAUAGCAGCAGAAAGAGAAGCACUGGUCCAGGAAAAACAGAAGAGUGACUUUUUCCCCUCUUGUUCAGCCUGAGUGCCUAGAUUUUUUAAAUUAUGAAACGUGUGAUCAAUUAGAUAAAUUAUAUUACAUUAAUUACAAUUUGACGAGAAAUAAAUAACACUCUACUGAAGUCUCUUGUUAA